Molecule: messenger RNA, 688 nt
Organism: Erythranthe guttata (spotted monkey flower)
Lineage: Eukaryota; Viridiplantae; Streptophyta; Magnoliopsida; Lamiales; Phrymaceae
Biological process (GO): endoplasmic reticulum to Golgi vesicle-mediated transport; intracellular protein transport
Cellular component (GO): endoplasmic reticulum; endoplasmic reticulum membrane
Source: RefSeq, a predicted model, not a curated record
ACCAAAAGUCUCUGAUCAAUCUGCCAAAGAAGAAUCUUCACUAACCUUGCGCACUAAGCAAAUCUAGAACAAAGAAGAAGAAACCGAAAAAGGGGGAAAUCUCAGAACACACUCAGUUCAGAAAUCGGAAAAACAAUGGGGCUGCAAUGGAUGAUUCUGACGUACGUGGUGGCGGCGGAGGCGGCGGUGGCGGUGGUUUUGACACUCCCAUCGCCCAAGGCUGUUAAAUCUCGCAUCGUAUCUCUCGUCUCGCUGAUUCUCCAGCCUUCACUUUUCAUCAUACCCUUCUCUGCUUUUCAGCUCCUCGAUAUAUACUGGAAGAACGAACACCGCUUGAUGUGUACUGGGGAUGUCUGCACUGCUUCUGAGAGGGAUCGUUAUGAGAAAUCGAUCUACAAAUCUCAAAGGAACUCAAUAUUAUGCACGGUCGCAUGUCUCCUCUAUUGGUUCAUUUACCGUGUUUGCAAGUAUUGUAAGGAUAUUCAGAGCAUGGAGGAAGUGGAGAAGAGGUACAAGGACCAGUAAUUAGUAGCAACACGAAACUAAAUGUUAUUCAUCGUCUACAUAUUUUUCGAUCCUGUCGAAUUCAAAAACCAAAUUUAGACCAUUCCGUUUAUUCGAUUAUAAUCGUGAAUACUUCUCAUUUGUCACAUGGUGAUUUAUUGUUCGACCCCAAUUUGCAUGAGAA